AUGAACAGAUAUCGAAACGCCCCCGGCGCCCGAACAGGAACAGGCCCGUCAAAAGCCACUGCCUCGACGUUGUGCCAAAAAUGCCUUCAACGAGAUAUGUACUCUCAUCCCUACUCAUCGCGGCCUUAUUGCUUACCUGGACCACGUCACUAUAGCUAUGAAUGCAAGGCGACAACGCAACAAAGACCAUAUAUCUCAAGACCGUCACGCACGCAGCAACUACAAAAUCCAGACCUUGUCCCCAAGUUAACAUAUGAUGCCCCCAAGUCCUCAGACCAAAUAAGUGGUCUUGCAGACGAGAUUCUAGCCAAGCAAGAGCGAGAGCGCGGCAGGCAGCCAGAUUCAGAACUCGACGAUGACGACGACCUUUCUCGGCGCCGUAAAGACCGGUCUCCGAAGCGAAGGCGAUCUGCAUCGCUUCUCUCGUCUGCUUCUGUAUCCACGAUUUCGACAGAUCGUUCUCGUUCGCGAUCACCGGAUCUCAGAGACCGAGAGUCAAACAGCCGACGGAAAAGACAGUAUAGCCAUAGUUCCUCCGACAAAGCCGAUUCGCCUAUGUCUGCCGAGGAGACUCAGUCGCCAAACAUAGGACGUGAUACUGAGCGCAAUAUUCGAAGAAAGCGACAAGCCUCUAGUCCAGACGAGAGAGGCCGGCAACGAGGAUCACCGGUACGUGGAAGCCGGAAGGGUCGAUCACCUAGUCAAAGCAGAGAAAGGAGUCGCAUUGCAAGAGAGCGACGGUCAAUGACGCCAGAUGCAGUACGUUCUCAUGAUGUCGGGCGGAGGCCAAAACCGCAAAACGAACCUGUACAACGACGGCGAGAACGUAGUCUGAGUCCUUUUAGCAAGCGGCUUGCCCUCACCCAAGCCAUGAACAUGGGUAGAUAG
Talaromyces rugulosus is the source of this 888-nucleotide messenger RNA. RefSeq lists its product as uncharacterized. The record is from RefSeq and is a predicted model, not a curated record. NCBI's taxonomy places the organism in Eukaryota, Fungi, Ascomycota, Eurotiomycetes, Eurotiales, Trichocomaceae. The coding region runs from base 1 to 888 and encodes 295 amino acids. The transcript has 2 exons.